This is a messenger RNA of Homalodisca vitripennis (glassy-winged sharpshooter), 354 nucleotides long. Its product is annotated as defensin-like. The transcript has 2 exons. Lineage: Eukaryota; Metazoa; Arthropoda; Insecta; Hemiptera; Cicadellidae. Gene Ontology annotation, biological process: humoral immune response; defense response to bacterium. The record is from RefSeq and is a predicted model, not a curated record. Bases 43 to 306 code for a protein of 87 amino acids.
UUUACAGGUAAAAUAAACAUUCAACACCAAGCUGUGUUUAAAAUGACACGUUUCAUUAUACCCGUUGUUUUACUGAUUGUCCACACUGUAGUGUUGGAUGUUGCAGCAGCUCCUUCAGAGAUUGGGCCAGCCUUCAUUGAAUCAGGAUCAGGUCAGCGACUGACACGGGCUACCUGUGACCUGACCAGUUUCGAGUUACCUGGGUUCGCUAUCCACCACGCGUUGUGUGCGGCACACUGCCUCGUUAUGGGCAGAGGAUUCCGCGGCGGCAGCUGCAUCAACGGUGUCUGCCACUGUCGCAAAUAAUCAUGUAAAACGCCUUAUUCUGAAAAUAAAGCUAUGUAGAAACAGGUA